GAGCAGAACCCCCCUCGGUGAAAAACAGCUGUCCUGCUGUCGUUUUCUUAUAAAUUCUGUGCUGUCCUGCCGCCCGCACAUGCGCUUGGAGCUUGUCUUUGCAGCUUGUUCGAAGCUCAGCCCAACGUCUUUUUUUCCCGCCGAAGCCCCAACGGUUUGCUCAAAAUCCACGAAGCUCUGCUCUCGCCCAGGACGACCAGCCCAUGAGAAACAGCCCUCGCUUCAUCCACGAUGGGCAGACCGAGAAGGAAUGUCCGAUUUCAACAUCGGUCCGGCAAUGAAGCCUCCAGGACCCAUUCCGACACCACCGACGCAUCCGAACCCCCCAGUCCCCGCAAGGAUAGCAAUGGUGAAAAGGGGGAGAUGGCUUCACACAUAAAACAGGAACCCGCCGAGAGCCAGCUUUCGGAAUACGAGAAGAAGAAGCAGACGUUUAUAACUCGAACGAUAUGGACGUUCGUGAUGAUCGCUGGGUUCUUCAUCGCCAUGUUCUCGGGCCACAUCUACGUGAUCGCAAUCGUUACGGCUAUCCAGAUCGUAUCCUUCAAGGAGGUUAUCGCUAUCGCCAACGUGCCCAGCAAAGCGAAGAAUCUGCGCUUCACGAAAGCGCUCAAUUGGUAUUUUCUUGCGACGACUAUGUAUUUCCUGUACGGAGAGAGCGUGAUCUACUACUUUAAACACAUUCUACUCGUUGACCGAGUGCUUUUACCCCUUGCGACCCAUCAUCGAUUCCUCAGCUUUAUGCUCUAUCUAAUGGGUUUCGUCUUCUUCGUCGGUUCUCUUCAGAAGGGCCACUACAGGUUCCAGUUUACCCAGUUCGCGUGGACUCACAUGGCGCUCUUCCUGAUUGUUGUUCAAGCACAUUUUAUCAUGAACAAUAUCUUCGAGGGCAUGAUCUGGUUUUUCCUUCCCGUCUCACUCGUGAUCACAAACGACAUCUUCGCCUACGUCUGUGGCAUCACAUUUGGUCGCACGCAGCUGAUCAAAUUAUCUCCAAAGAAAACCGUCGAGGGGUUUGUUGGUGCCUGGAUCUGCACCAUCAUCUUUGGCUAUGCCAUGACAAACAUCCUCAUGAAGUACAAAUACUUCACUUGCCCCGUGAACGAUCUGGGAUCGAAUGUCCUGACAGGCCUGGAAUGCAACCUCAACCCGGUAUUCAAACCGCAGCCAUAUCAAUUACCGGGCUGGUCGCAUGUCGGCCGAACCUUCUACAUCGCUCCCAUGCAGUUCCACAUUCUCAUGUUCGCGACGUUUGCGUCUCUCAUCGCUCCCUUUGGCGGCUUCUUCGCAUCCGGCCUGAAGCGCACGUUUAAGAUCAAGGAUUUUGGCGAAUCGAUCCCCGGACAUGGCGGAAUCACCGAUCGCAUGGACUGUCAGUUCAUCAUGGGCUUCUUCUCGUAUAUGUACUAUCACAGUUUUAUCGCGGUCCACAAGGCGAGCGUUGGCGGUGUCAUUGAGGCUGCCAUUACCGGUUUGACGGUCGACGAGCAGAUUGACGUUAUGAAGGGAUUGGCCAAAUAUUUAUACAACCAGGGCGCGGUAUCUGAAACACUCCUCGAGUGUUUCAAUGGCGACUUCAAGCUCCGUAGAUGACCUUGGGUCUGUCUAGACUCUUCAAACAUUCAACACCUCUGAAGACCUUUUGUCUGAUCACGACUUGCAUUACAUCUGGCGACCCUACAAUCCUCCUCCGUGAAUAUCCUUAACUCUAUCCCUGCUGCUAAAGCAGUUUGCAUGCGUGCAUGCAUGUACUGUUGUAGCGCAUGAUACCUGUCAAUAUUUCAGUUUCAAAAAGAAAGACAAAAGAACCUAAUGUGAAUGUGCCUUUUACUUCCCUAAAGAAUUUUUAAACUUUCUCAACCUUAAUCUUGGCUUUUAUUUUUAUUUUUUUAUUUUUAUUUUUUACGCCUCUUUCUAUAGGUCAUUCACAUCAGCACUGAGGUAUUAUGGGUAACCGUUUCUUGUGUGUUCUUUUCUUCUGGAACCAUUCUCCCUUUUUCCCUCGACCGUUAUAAACUGCCCUUGAUGGCAUGCAGGGUCGAGGUUUGCAUUUCAAAAACACGCUUUGACAGGAACCAAACAUUUUUGAUAUUUGCAUAUUCCCAUACGGUAAGGUAUACGUAUGUAAUAAGUUGACAUGAUGGGCUUUUUGCGCUUCUCGCAGAUCAUAGGCAGGCUUGCUUUUAUAACUCUUCGCACUUUCAUUUUUAUAUUUUAAUUUUAUUUCCAGUUCAGCGGCGUUCCCUUUUAUUAUUUUACAAAUUUGUUCGGUGAUAGGCUUAUUGAUGAAGACAAAGCAAAGAAGAUUGAUUUAACUAAGUAAAUUUUGUUUCUUGAUAAUUGAUAAUGUAAUAUGGGUAUACAGAGUGUCACUCCUAUUGAUCAGGAAAAUUGAUGAAGUAUAGAUUUUAGAUUACGCGCACAGAUCUAUGAGUGUGUGCGAAUAACAUGAGGAUAUUUCUCGGAGAGUUUGUGUGUAUAUAGGGACUAGAUGGAAAACCCAGCCAUGGAAUGCGUACCGCCAAAGGGAGAAGCCGACCGGCAUGUUUAGUUGGCGAGCUAUUCUUUCCUCUCAUAUGCUCGUGCUUUGAGCUUCUGGUACCGAUCUUGAUUAGCGGGCUCAGCUCUUUCCUGUCCUUCGGAGGCAGACAUCGAAUCAGAACCUUGUCCGCAGCACCGUAGUUUCGACCGACAGAGCUUUUGGGCGUACACCUGGGAAAAUGCAUAUCGGCCCGACGUGCGCUUGCGCAAGUCCCUUAGCGGAUUGAGAGUGACGAUAUACCACGAGCUUCAAGGUCAUCUUGGGUGUUUCUCGGGUAAAUAGGGCUGUUAUUGCCUCAUUGUAUCUCUUCUUUCUUUUUCCUUCAUUCUUCCUCCACUUCAUACUGCUCCAUCUCCACCUUAAAAUACUGCUCCACAGUCGCGCGCUCGGCCCUCGCCUGCUCCGGGUUCAACAUAAACCGUAUCGUAGCAUCUCUACCCCUCUCCGUCGAUCGGCGAGCAGGGUCGUGCGCAGCAGUUGGUGCGAGCGGGUUGACGCGCGGGGCGUCCUUUGUCGCUGGGCCGGCAGCGUUCUUAUUGUUCUUACUAUCCCUGUCCCUUUUCGAUCCAU
Molecule: messenger RNA, 3112 nt
Organism: Coccidioides immitis RS
Lineage: Eukaryota; Fungi; Ascomycota; Eurotiomycetes; Onygenales; Onygenaceae
Product: phosphatidate cytidylyltransferase
Exons: 4
Coding region: 232-1593 (453 amino acids)
Cellular component (GO): endoplasmic reticulum membrane
Molecular function (GO): phosphatidate cytidylyltransferase activity
Source: RefSeq, a predicted model, not a curated record